Sesamum indicum (sesame) is the source of this 1371-nucleotide messenger RNA. It is a transcript of the gene PLSP1, whose product is annotated as plastidic type i signal peptidase 1. Gene Ontology annotation, molecular function: serine-type endopeptidase activity. Gene Ontology annotation, biological process: thylakoid membrane organization. The record is from RefSeq and is a predicted model, not a curated record. NCBI's taxonomy places the organism in Eukaryota, Viridiplantae, Streptophyta, Magnoliopsida, Lamiales, Pedaliaceae. Gene Ontology annotation, cellular component: chloroplast thylakoid membrane.
UACUUAACUGCCAAAUUAAGUUCUGUAUUCAAUUUUCAACUCACAGUUAGCGGAAGAAGAGGAAAGAAAGAACGAGAAGGGUUUAAUAAAAUGACAACUCUACAGCUAUGGCCGCUCCCUCCAUUGCCUUCCCUUCGCAACCCUAAUCUCACCUGUUGCUAUUUUACACCCACCGCCAGUUUCAACCCUUCAUUGAGUGCUGUCAAAUUCAACUAUACCCAUUCCGCAUCUCUCUUUAGACCCUCCAAGUUUCCGUCUUUCAACCGUAGAAGGGCUCAGUUUCAGACUCUUCAUUGUAAUGGGUCCAACAAGGAUACCGCAAAAACCACCUCGUUGGACACUAAGGAAACCGGCGGUGGAGGCGGCGGCGGUGAUGGUGAUGGAGAUGACGGGCAGAUGGAAAAGAGUAGUGGCCUCUUGCCAGAAUGGCUGAAUUUCAAUUCAGACGACGCGAAAACGGUUCUUGCGGCGUUGGCCAUAUCUCUUGCCUUUAGGUCAUUUGUGGCUGAGCCUAGAUAUAUUCCUUCUUUGUCUAUGUAUCCCACGUUUGAUGUUGGAGAUAGAAUUGUUGCUGAAAAGGUCUCAUAUUAUUUCCGGGAGCCCUGUCCGAAUGAUAUUGUAAUUUUUAGAAGCCCACCGGUGCUUCAAGAAGUUGGCUACACAGAUGAAGAUGUUUUCAUUAAGCGGAUAGUUGCAAAGGAAGGUGAUGUAGUAGAGGUUCAUGAUGGGAAACUGAUCGUAAAUGGGGUUGUCAAAAAUGAAGACUAUAUUCUUGAAAAACCUAAAUAUGAAAUGGCACAAGUUCGUGUACCAGAAAAAUCUGUUUUUGUUAUGGGCGACAAUCGAAAUAAUAGUUAUGACUCACAUGUCUGGGGACCCCUUCCUGCAAAGAAUAUAUUAGGGAGAUCUGUAUUUCGGUACUGGCCUCCCACUAGAGCCGGUAGCACAGUUUCUCCAGAAGGCUGUGCUCUUGAUAAGAAGGAGAGCAGCGUUUCUGCUCAAUGAUAUGAACCCAUGCAUCUGGUUCCCCUGGGAAAGCAGAAACUGAAAGUGCAGUUUCAAUUACGAAAUGCACAUUAUAUGCUGUCUGAUUAUAAGCAUACCAUUAUUUAGUAAAGGCAGAGGAAGAAAAGUCUCCUGCGUAAGUUGGUACAGAUUUAGAACCAUCUUUGUUAAUGUAUUGUGAAUGAGAUACCACAAUGCACAUCACAAUCCUAACUGAGCGGAUCGUGACCCAACCUCCACGGCCCUGUCUCCCGUACUGCCUUUCUUUGAGGCAAAUGCCGCCAAUUUUUGUAUGAUUUAUGUAAUGGACAACAUAUUACUGCAAAUUCCCCUGGUUCUUCUAUCACUGUAGUAAACUGUUGAACA